Molecule: messenger RNA, 1967 nt
Organism: Morus notabilis
Lineage: Eukaryota; Viridiplantae; Streptophyta; Magnoliopsida; Rosales; Moraceae
Exons: 6
Coding region: 93-1649 (518 amino acids)
Source: RefSeq, a predicted model, not a curated record
UGUUGUGGGUCUUACAGAGCUUCCGAGUCAACUUAGCGAGUCGGUCAAUUUUUUUGUUUUUUUGGUUCGUUAGCAAAUCGAAUCGGAGUCCGAUGGUCCACUUCAUUAGUUCGGAACUGGCUGAGACGAUGAAAGCCAAGGGUUCGAAAAAGGCGCCGGUGAAGCCGGAGAUCGACGACUCGUCGGAGCCUCUCGAACCGCUUCAUAAGCGAACCAAACUCGACUCAUCUCCUCAGAAUACAGGAAUUGAGACAUUUGCAAUUCCUUCGUCGAUAUACAACCCUCUAGAUGAGCCAAGUCCACUGGGUUUGCGUCUCCGAAAGAGCCCGUCUCUUCUUGAUUUGAUCCAAAUGAAGCUCUCACAAGACAGUGCUGCUGCUAAAUUAGCAAAUCUAAGCAAGAAAAAUCACAAGGGAAAUGCCGUUUCCGGUGCUCCGGAUAAGCUCAAGGCUUCCAAUUUCCCGGCUUCAGUUCUCAACAUUGGGACUUGGCAGUAUAAAUCGCGGUAUGAAGGGGAUCUAGUGGCGAAAUGUUACUUUGCAAAGCAUAAACUUGUGUGGGAAGUCCUUGAUGGUAGUCUUAAGAACAAGAUAGAAAUUCAGUGGUCGGAUAUUGUGGCUCUCAAGGCAAACUACCCCGAUGAUGGACCGGGGACUUUAGAUGUUGUGCUGGCUAGACCGCCCCUUUUCUUUAGGGAGACCAAUCCGCAACCUAGAAAGCACACUUUGUGGCAGACGACAUCAGAUUUCACUGGAGGACAAGCGAGCAUGCAUAGGCAACAUUUUCUACAGUGCCCACCAGGCUUGUUGGGGAAGCAUUUUGAAAAGCUCAUUCAAUGCGACCCUCGUCUCAACUUUUUAAGUCAGAAGCCAGAGAUUGUGCUAGAGUCUGCAUAUUUUGAACCCAGAGUUAUGACAACCCAAGACCCAAAUGAAUUCAACCGUGAGUUUGAUGUGAAGACCGAGGGACCUGUCUUCUUUGGUUUGCAAGAUACAACAUCCACAUCUGGUGCCGAGUCAUCCUCCAAAACUGAACAGGACUUUGCUCAUAGGGCUUCCACGGAAAUUUCUUCACCUAGUUCAGAAUUCAAGGGCCUUGGAGCCGAGAACUCAAACUUCCUCAGCAAUUUGGAUCAAAUCAAAUUUCCGGGACUUCAUCCAUCAAUGUCAAUGAGUGAUCUGGUGAGCCACAUUGGUCAUUGCCUUUCCGAGAAGAUAACAUCUUCAAAUCUGGUCUUUCCUGGAAAGCAGCAAAAUGAAAGAGGCGUUCUAGAGGAUAUCACCCAAUACUUGUUUAGCGAUUCUCAACACUCGUGGCCCUCUGACGAGCAGUCCCUCGUGUCAAGGGUCAAUUCUCUGUGCUGUCUUCUGCAGAGGGAUCCUUCGUCGUCGCAACUCUGCAAGUUAAAUCCUGAGGAGAAAAUUGGUGACAUCAACUCUAUAUCCGGAUCCGGAAAUGAGGGGAAAGGUUUACAGGGUAUCCCAGAAUCCAAAAGGAUGAACUCCAAUGAUGUUUCUGAUUGCAAGCAGGCUCAGGUCAUGUCCAGGAAGGACUCAUUUGGAGAUCUUCUUCUGAGUCUUCCUAGGAUAGCAUCUCUACCGCAGUUUCUAUUCAACUUAUCACAAGAUUCUGCUAACCAAGCAAGAUAGUGAUUUUGAUCAAGUGUCCUCGGCACAAAUCUUGUAAAAAGGUUUUGAUUGAGAUGUGCCGUUGUUUGAUCUGUUAAUAUUGUGCAGGUUGUCACUAAUUCCAUGUAUAAAGCUUAGGGAGUCGAGAAAUUUAUGUGGGAGUAGAAUGCUGACUGACAUGAUCACAUAGGAAACCCGGUUUUGCUUUAUCACCCUUGGACUCCUAGUAUUAGUAUUGCAUGCUUUAUGUAAAAAUUCUAAUGCCCUUUUUGGUCGUUUUAGUAUACUACUUUUGUUGGUCUCUCUUGUGAAUUUAAACGUUGCGAGUUCUGUAGAUCA